Molecule: messenger RNA, 357 nt
Organism: Dibothriocephalus latus
Lineage: Eukaryota; Metazoa; Platyhelminthes; Cestoda; Diphyllobothriidea; Diphyllobothriidae
Source: the annotation of a GenBank genome assembly
AUGACAGUGACCACUGCCUACUGCAUUUCAGACCUCUAUGCGGCUGAGGUGUUUCCUACUACUGUGCGUAAUAUGGGUAUCUACAUUAUCAUGACGACGGGUGCGGUGGUGGCCGCCCUGGCCCCCUAUCUGAAUCGAUUGACGGACGUCUUCUACUGCCUGCCUGGCCUGUUGUACGGCGUUUUCUGUGCCCUGGGCGCUCUGUUGGUCUUCUUCUACAUACCCGAGACAGGGAAAUGUCCACUGGCCCAAACGCUAGACGAGGCUGAAAGACUUGUCCGCGGGCACGAGGAUGAGUGGAUUGAACAAAUGUAUGGAAUGAACACUGAGAUGAGCGUCAGUUCAAAGCAGACUUAG